Salarias fasciatus (jewelled blenny) is the source of this 1464-nucleotide messenger RNA. Its product is annotated as ornithine decarboxylase-like. NCBI's taxonomy places the organism in Eukaryota, Metazoa, Chordata, Actinopteri, Blenniiformes, Blenniidae. The transcript is spliced from 9 exons. Gene Ontology annotation, cellular component: cytoplasm. The coding region runs from base 1 to 1464 and encodes 487 amino acids. Gene Ontology annotation, molecular function: ornithine decarboxylase activity. The record is from RefSeq and is a predicted model, not a curated record.
AUGCCUGCUGUGUUCCCUGUGAGCCGAGACGUGGAGAUCCUGGACGACGGGGAGACCAUCAGAGACUUCAUAGACCACAAAAUAAUCCAGCUGGAUUCAGCAGGGAAUCAACAGCCGUUCUACGUGGCCAGUCUGGACUGUGUGCUGAAGGCCUACCUCAGGUGGACCACCAACCUGCCCCGGGUCCAGCCUUUCUAUGCAGUCAAGUGCAACAACACUCCAGCAGUUCUCUGGCUGCUGAGCGCUCUGGGUUCAGGCUUUGACUGUGCCAGCAAGGGCGAGAUCGACCUGGCUCUGUCUCUUGGGGUGACGCCAGAUAAGAUCAUUUAUGCACAUCCCACCAAGCCAUCGUACCACAUCCGAUACGCCUGCUCUCAGGGCGUGGACACCAUGACGUUUGAUAAUGAGGAGGAGCUGCUGAAAAUCUCUUCUUUCCACGCCCACGCCAAAUUAGUUCUACGCAUUGCUGUUGAUGACUCCAAGUCAGAGUUGAAACUCAGUCCAAAGUUCGGAGUGCCACUGUCCUCUGCUGGUAAACUGUUGGAACGAGCUGCACAGCUGGGUCUACAGGUCACCGGGGUCAGCUUCCACGUGGGCAGUCGGUGCACAGAAAGCUCGGCCUUCAAGCAGGCCAUAGCAGAUUCCCGACACGUCUUCGAUAUAGCGAGAUCGUUGGACUUCAAGAUGAGCCUCCUUGAUAUCGGCGGCGGGUUCAGUGGAACGGAUGACUCUGUGAGCUUUGAUGAGUUUUCAGAGGUCAUUAAUGAGGCGCUGGAUGAACUCUUCCCUCCUGACAGCGGGGUGAGGAUUAUCGCAGAACCAGGCCGAUACUGUGUGGAGUCAGCGUUCACACUGGCAGUGAAUGUCAUCGCCAAGAGAGCCGCCGUUAAUGAAACGGAUGGAAGCAACGAGGCUGGAAACAGAAGGAUGGAGUACUACAUCAACGACGGCGUGUACGGCUCCUUGAACUGCAUCCUCAACUUUCCUGAAAACAUGAAGAUCGAACCACAUCUUCACAGGGCCGUGGGGGACAGCGAGCCCCGGCUCAAGUCUCUCCUCUGGGGUCCGACCUGCGACUGUGUGGACAAAGUCCUGGACAGCGUGUGGAUCCCAGAGCUCCGGGUGGGGGACUGGCUGCUGCUGGACAACAGCGGAGCGUACACCUCCAGCCUCUGCAGCGACUUCAACGGCUUCGAAAGAGCGCUCACGUUUCCUGUUAUGACUGCUGACGCCUUCAACACGCUGAUCCGUCCACACUGCAGCCCAGAGCCUGAGGGGCCCGAGGGGCCGGAGGGGCCCGAGGGGCCUGAGGGGCCGGAGGGGCCCGAGGCGGGGCCUCAGGGGCCGGAGGGGCCGGAGGGGCCCGAGGGGGGGCCUGAGGGGCCGGAGGGGCCCGAUGGGGGGCCUCAGGGGCCCGAGGGGCCGGAGGGCCGCCACAUUUCAAACUUCCUGUUAUUCUUCUGA